CUGUUUGGCUUGUGAAAAUAAUGGUGACAUUUGUGGCAAAAAUGGGAGGCGGACGUUAGAAGUGCCAUUCGAUGGCUCGCAUUUUUGCAUACUAUUGGGUGCCAGGUGACAAUGAUGAACAAGAACAUCCGAAUGCGUUUGAAGUGGUCCAUGGAGGACACGGAAUAAAAUUGAAAGAUGUUAAGGCGGGUUUUCCGCUGCCUGGACAGUACCAUUUCCGAUUCAAAAUGAAAUGGGAGUCUGGUGCUGUGUGGAUGGACGUGACCAACGAAGAAUCAAUGGUGCCGAUGUUUGAGGACAAAGUGAUCGCGAAGGUGUUGCGAGUCAACUGGGGCAAAGCGCAAAAGCCUGUGCCAUCGGAUGUGCCAUCAGCAUCGCCAGACACUUCGCCUCUGGCAUCUGGGGAUUCUGAGGAUUUGCUCUUUGGAGAAAGCUCUGCUCCACAAGUCGGUCAACCAAAGACUUCUGGGAAGGACGACUUCGACAUGCUUUUCGGUUGAGUUCAAGCAACUUGGAACUUUCUCUCCUGGACUCGUGCUGAAAUUUCAGUGUACAGCCUCGGACAAUCGUACAGCCUUCUGCCCCUGGGGUGCGAAAGUUGGACCAAGCUGUGUAUACUGAGAGAAGACCUCAGCAAGUAUAUACCACAGCGAACCCACGUCUUCUAUCGUCUUGUUGCAGCUGAAAAUCA
Molecule: messenger RNA, 691 nt
Organism: Cladocopium goreaui
Lineage: Eukaryota; Dinophyceae; Suessiales; Symbiodiniaceae
Source: the annotation of a GenBank genome assembly